Pelobates cultripes (western spadefoot toad) is the source of this 957-nucleotide messenger RNA. NCBI's taxonomy places the organism in Eukaryota, Metazoa, Chordata, Amphibia, Anura, Pelobatidae. The record is from the annotation of a GenBank genome assembly.
AUGGCAAACGCUAAAACAAAGAAAUCUGCUGCUAAGGCAGAAAAAAUGAGCUUCUUCGGACAAAAACUGCAACCCACGAGUGAAACUAUAAGGGGGGCGGCUGCACAAGAUGGCGCGGAGGACUCCGACACCACGAUGCCGCACACGGACCCUGAAACACUACAACCUGCAGAAUACCUCACAAAAGGCUUCUUUGAAAAAGCCAUAGAGGGCAUGGCAACUAAAUUGAUAACCACAUGGCAAACGACCGCGGAACAGAUUAAACGAGAGGUGAGGGAUCUCUCUAUAAGGACCACCUCUGUGGAGCAACACUGCACAGACCUAUCAUCGGCGCAAGAGGACCUGUCUCAACAACUAAAGGCCCUGCAAUGCCAAAUGGAACAUGUGGAAGCCCGAGUAGCGGACCAAGAAGACAGGGCUCGGCGCAAUAACCUGAGACUGCGCGGCGUACCGGAGACCGUCCUCAUGGAUGACCUGCCAAUUUACGUACAGGGCCUACUCCGCGCAUAUGCCCCAGACAUACCGACGGACAUGCUCCUUGUGGACAGAGUCCACCGGGUGCCCAAGCCAAAACAACUACCCGACUCUGUACCCCGCGAUGUCCUUCUGAGGGUCCACUUUUACCACAUAAAAGAGCUUAUCCUCCGGACACAUCGCAGCAGGGCUGAUCCACACGAGGACUACUCCACAAUACGCAUCAUGGCGGACAUCUCCGCAGCCACCCUCAGAUGCAGAAGGGAAUUUCUCCACACCACCACGGAGCUACGCACCCACGGCAUUAGAUACAGGUGGGGUUUUCCCACAAAAAUUAUACUCACCAGAAACGGGAAAACGGUGCAGAUCUCGACCCCGGAGGAAGGAAAGAAACUGCUCGCCAGCUGGGGCCUAGACCAUAACCCCACCACGGGAACAAGGUCUAACUCCCCCAGGCCCAGCCGCAAUAUGAACACAGACUGA